Messenger RNA from Thlaspi arvense, 483 nucleotides. Lineage: Eukaryota; Viridiplantae; Streptophyta; Magnoliopsida; Brassicales; Brassicaceae. The record is from the annotation of a GenBank genome assembly.
AUGAGAAAUCUCCGGGUUUUCAAGCUAGGCCGCAACGUCGUGAAGAUCUUCAAAUGGGCAAUUCCAAGAAGAAGAUCUCCGAAAACUUAUCAGAGGUUAAACCCACCGAGCUCGCCAACCAAACACAGGUCAAGGCUCCGCAAUUGGGGUAGAGGACUCUAUUUCCGGAGGUCCAAGCCCGGGUACGUUCGGUCGGAUGGUGAACCGACGAAGGGCCACCCGGUGGCCGUACCCAAGGGGCACUUGGCAGUUUACGUGGGGGAGAGAGAAGACGACGCGCAGAGGUACUUGGUGCCUGUAAUCUACUUCAAUCACCCACUUUUUGGGGACUUGUUGAAGGAGGCAGAGAAGGUUUAUGGGUACAACCACCCAGGUGGGAUCCAGAUUCCCUGCCGGGUAUCCGAGUUUGAGAGCGUCCAGACCCAAAUCGCAGCCGGCGGUGGCAGGAGGAGGUGGAGAUUGCGGCUGGGGCGGUUAUGUUGA